Molecule: messenger RNA, 7664 nt
Organism: Aphidius gifuensis
Lineage: Eukaryota; Metazoa; Arthropoda; Insecta; Hymenoptera; Braconidae
Gene: MED1
Product: mediator of RNA polymerase II transcription subunit 1
Biological process (GO): regulation of transcription by RNA polymerase II
Cellular component (GO): mediator complex
Molecular function (GO): transcription coregulator activity
Source: RefSeq, a predicted model, not a curated record
AGAUAGAGGAGAGAGAGACAACUAAAAUUGCCCUGCAUAUCGUUUGGAUGUUGCAAAUGUUUUUCUAACAUUUAAUAUAACAAUUAUAAAAUAUCAAAGAAUAAAGUGAAAGUUUUAUUAAGAUUUAUCAUUAUUGAAUCAAAAAUACGUUUGACAAUUUGUGUUCAUGAUGUGUAAAAGUUAGAUGAAUUUUAAUAGUGUGUUCAUGAACAGCAAUAAACAUGAGAGAAGUCCAGAUGUUAUUGACAUAAUGUAGUAAAAAAACAUUUAUAAUUUAUUUAUCAAAUUGUUUAAUUGGAUAAAUAAACAUCCGUGAUAUCCGGAAUAGGAUACAUGGAUGUAGCAAAUGGCCAGAAACCCCACGGUGGACAAUUGUCCACUGGAGGAGGUACUGGCUUGGACAAAAAUAAUGAUUGGCAAAUGGAGUUGUUGAUGGAAAAAUUACGCUCCAAGUCAUCAGCUUUUAAAAGUCUUGUAGAAACAGCAAAAAAUCUUCGAAUGGCAAUGCUGGAUAAGCGUUUUUCAAUUGAUAGUGUUGAAAAAGGACAAUUACAAAAAUGUCUAGACACUGAAAUCGCAAGACAACUUAACUCAUUACAAUCAAUGGCGAAGUCAUCAACUGGACUUAAAUUUAUGAUGGCAUCAUCGGAACUUGUUUUUAUAUCAUCAGAGGUACUAUUUGAACCAUCUGGAAUAGUAAAAGAUGUUAAAAUUCAUCAUGAAGGAAAAAAUGAACAACAAAGCUGUGAAGAACUUGUAUCAUGUUUAUCACGUGGUGAUUUUGUUGAUUUUACAGCACAACUUGAAGGUCUAUCAUCGAUAUAUCAGUUAAAUGCUGAAAAAAAAAUAAAAUGUAAAGCAUUUAGGUGGCUGAUGGUUGCAUUACAAACAUUUAUUAAUGUUCAUAAAAGUCCAGUUGGUAUAUUAGAAAAAAGAAAAGGUGGUCAUGCUAUGAAAUUAACAUAUUUUGUAUCACCAUAUGAUUUAAUAAAUCAAGAUAAUCGUAAAUGUGAUCAAUUAAGUUCUGAAGCAGUUAUAACACGUAAAAUUGGACAUUCAGUAACAGUAUGUAUGGAAGGUUCAACAGCUCAUAAAUUACCAACAUCAAAUAUAAUAACAGUUAAUCGUAGUCCAACUGGUAAAAAUACACCUUCAUAUGCAUCAUUAACUGGUUCAAAUUCAUCAAUGUUACCAGCAUGUUUUGUUCUUAAACUUGGUAAAAAAAUGCCAAUGUGUCUUGAAUUAAUAUAUCGUAUACAAAAAGUAACUGAACUUGAAUGUACAGAUGUUACAAAACCACAACCAUUAUUAAGUUUAAUUGUACAACAUUCAAGUAAUGGACAACUUGAUUGUCGUUAUAAUCGUAGUUUAUUUGUAACAUUGCCAGAUCAACAACAUUGUUAUUUUAUGACAGAAAAUAAAAGUAUGGAAGGUGUAUUAAUUGGUAGUAUACCAUUUACACAUCCAGCACAUGUACCACAAAUACUUGUUUAUUUACGUCAACAAGCAUUAUUUAAUACAUUAUUAACAAGUUGUGUUAGAUCAAUGUCAUGUAAUAAUAUUGAAAAUGCAACAAUGUUUGAAAUAAGUGCAUUAUCAUGGCAACAUAUGUCUGUUAGUCUUGAGCAUCCAUUUGAAGAAACAAUGGCAACUGUUGAGCUUGAUUUAACUGAUAUAUCAGCAUUAAAAUGUAAAUUAUAUGGUGUAUUAUUAACAAAUACUGAACAAACAUCUGAUAUUAUUAGUAAAGUUUUACAAAAGUGCCUUAGUAUACCAGUUACAAUGAGAGCAUUAAUUAAAACAUGGGAAGGAAAAAAUUUAAUGCCAAUAAGUAAUUUUGGAAGUGGUACAAAUGGUACAAAUGGUGGUAGUGGUGGCGGUGGUGGCAAUGGUAAUAAUAAUAAUAAUAACAAUAAUAAUAAUAACAAUAAUAAUAAUAAUAAUAAUAAUAAUGGUAAUACAACAAAUGGUACAACUAAUUAUGGUAAUAAUGAAAGAGAUCAAAAUGGUCAUGAUACAUCAAAUAGUAUGACUGAUUUUACAAAUGGUGAUAAUAAAAUUCAACCAGAAAAUGGAUUGAAUGGUAAUGCUAUAAACAAUAACAAUAAUAGACUAUCAACAGCAUUAUUACCAACAACAUCAAUAUCAUCAUCAUCAAUAACAACAACAAAUCAACAGCAGCAGUCUUUUUUAGAUGCCGGAACGGAGAAUAGUAUCGGGUUCCCGUCGUUUUCCGGUCAAGCCGAUACAUUAUUAUUAUCUUCUUCAUUAUCAUCAACAGCUACAACAGCAACAACACCAUCAGCUACACUGAAUUCAUUUUUUAAUCAAGAUAAAAAUUUACCAAGCAGUAGCACAGUGACAACAUCAAUAAUAACAACAACAACAACAACUCCACCACCAACAACAACAGCAGCAGCAGCAAUAACAACAACAAUAAUAUCGUCAUCAUCACUAACGACGAUGACAACAGCAGCAGCAGCAACAACAACAACAACAACAACAACAGCAACAGUUUCUAUUGUUGAUAGACCAAAAAAAAGAAAAAGAAAAACAGCUGAUGGUACAUGGCGUAGUCCAAAAAAUAAAAAUGAUGAUACUAAUGAUAUAUUAUUAGAAAGUUCAAGUUCAGAUUCUACACCACUUGGUACACCAACAAAUAGUAGAGAUGCAAAUGGUACUAGAACACCAACACCAACAUCAAUAAAUAUUAUUGGUAAUUUAGAUAUAUCAAAUAUUGAUACAAGUGAUUUUAUAUCUGGUGAUACAAGAAGUUCAAAUGAAUAUGAUAUUGAUAAUGAUAAUGAAAUAAUGGAAGUACAUGAUUUACCAGAUGAUUACACUGAAAUAAUAAAACGUGAUAAAAAAUCACGUAAAAAUCGUGAUGAUAAAAAAAGUCCAAAUGUAUUUGAUGAAAGUAAAAAUAAUAAUUUAAUACCACCAUCAGUUAGUAUAACACCAAUAACAAAUAGUAAUAUAACACAAACAACAAAUUAUAAUUCUGUAUUAACUGGUAUGGGUUUAGAAAGACGUCCGGGUAUUGAAAUAAUACCAAUAUCAUCAACACCACAAACAAAUUUACCAAGUUCAAUAACAAUAACACCAAUAACUGGUGCAACAAUAAAACCAGUAACAUCAGAUGAACGUAAAGAUAGAAAAAAAACAAAUGAUGAUAAAGGAAGAUUAGAAAAAAAACGUAAAAGAAAAAGAGAAGAUAGUCCAAUGGGUCCACCAGAUAAAUUACCACCAAAACAACAACAAGAUCCAUUAUCAAAACCCGUAUCAGUUAGUAUUAAACCAACUGAAACACAAACAAAUAUAACAACACGUCCAUCAUCACCAGCAACAACAUUGAGAAAAUUUAAUCCAUCACCAACACAUACAAGUCCAUUGGCACUUGUUGGUAAAUCAUCAACAACAACAACAAUUAAACAAUCAAUAACAAGUCCAAAUACAACAGCAACAUCAUCAUCAACAACAUCAACAUCAAGUAAAUCAUUACCAAGUCCAAAACAUUCACCAGUAUACAAUAGUCCAAAACAUUCAUCAGCAAGUGUUAGUCCAAAGCAUGGUACAUCAUCACCAAAACAUGGUGGUUCAACAAGUUCUGGUAAACCAAGUAUAUCAGCAUUAAAAUCAGCUGCUAAUAAUUCACCAUCAGCAUCAUCAUCAUCGUCGUCGUCAUCGUCGUCGUGUAGUAAAACAAGUAGUGAAGUAACUGUAUCAAAAACAAAAUCAUCAUCAUCAUCAAGUAAAGAUACAAGUAGCCGUGAUAAAGAUAAAAAAAAUCCAUCAUCGUCUUCAUCGACAACAACAGCAAUUACUACUACAUCAGCAACAGCAACAACAAUCACAACUACAACAACGACAACAACAACUGGCAUAUUAUUUACAAGUGGAAAUUCUGGACAUCAAAGUCCAAAAACAAAAUCAUCAAGUAAUAAAUUAAAACAAAUUGAAUUAUUACCAAGUUGUACUACUGGUGAUACAACAUCAUCAUCAUUACCAAGUAGUGGUAGUAGUACACCACCAUCUGGUAGUACUGAUAUGUGUAAAUCAGCAACAGCACAAUUACAAGCAAGAAAUCGUAAAGGUUCAUUAAGUGCAGUUAUUGAUAAAUUAAAAAAUGCCCAACAUGUUACUGAUGAUCCUGGUAAUAAUGGUGGUAAUGGUGGUAAUGGUGGUGGUGGUGGUAAUGCUGCAAAAACAUCACCAACAACAACCACAACGAGUGAAACAUGUCAAAAAGAAAAGACAUCAAGUACAUCAACUAAAACAAGUGGUGAUGGUAAAAAUAGUGGUAAAAAUAGUCCUUCAUUAGAAUCAAAAAAUCCAGCUGAAUAUAUGGUUAAACAUAGUUUAGAUGGUAUGAAAAUAACAAUUAAUAAAACACGUGUUAAAGAUUCAAAAACAGGAACAAAUACGAAAGCAUCAACAAGUAGUAGUAGUAGUAGUAGUACGAGUGGAUUAAUACCAGUUGAUAAAACAUCUUCAUCAUCAUCGUCAUCAUCAUCUUCUUCAUCAUCAUCAUCCUCGUCGGGAAACGGAUCGCCCAAGACUCACACUGGCCUGAAGCCUGGUGUAAAUUCUGGACCAGCUUCGAAAAAACCACAAUCAACAUCAUCAAUAAAAGUGUUGAGUCAACAGGGCGCAUCAACGACAUCAUCAAUGUCAAAUAAAAUCGGAUUAUCAGGUCAAAAAUUAUCAUCAACACAAAAAUUAACAUCAAAUAUUAAUACAUCAAAUACAAGUGGUAUUACAACAAAAAAUUCAAGUACAAAAACAUCAAGUGGUUCACCAAAAAUGUCAAAUUCAGGUGCAACUGAUUUAAGUAGAAAUCGCGAUAAACAAAGACAACCAAAAUCAAUUGAUAAAAGUUUAUUUGGUACAAAAACAAUUGAUUCAAGAAAAUUAAGUCCAUCACCAUUACGUGAUGAUAUUGAAAGUGAACGUUCAUUUAAACUUUUAACACAUUCAUCAAUGUCAAAUAUAACAAAUUUUUCACCACAAUUAGUUGUUGAAGGACUUAUUAAUAAACAAUUAGAUACAAAUUUUCAAAUACCAAAAUUAUCAGCACGUAUUAAUGCUGAUUCUUCUGAUAAAAAAUCAACUAAUGAAAAAACAACAACAGCAUCAUCAGUAGCAGCAACGACAACAGCAGCAGCAACAACAAUAGCAACAACAACAGCAAUAGCAUCAACAACAGUAGUAUUAACAACAACAACACCUUCACCUACAACAACUCCACCGACACCGCUAGCAAUAAUAACAUCACCUCCACUAGCAGUAACAAUUACAACAGCAGUGACAACAACAACAAUCACUGCAACAACAACAGCAACAACAACUUUGUCAACAGAACAAAAUAAAUUAAUUGAUUCAACAAUUAAAAUUGAACAAUCUAAAAAUCAAACUAUUCAAAAUACAAAUUUAUCGAGUAAUCAAAAAUCUAUUGACGUUGUUGAUGCAAGUUUAGUAUCAACAACAUCAACAACACCAGAUAAUUUGUCAUUGACUACAAUGCCAAUUUUAAAUUUGAGUAAUGCAGCUGAUGCUUCAACGAGUCUUCAGUCAUCUUCAUCUUCCACAACUGUUUCAACAAUACCAAUAAUUUCCGCAAAUAUUACUACUGCAGCUUCUACUAUAACAACAGCGUCUUCAUCAUCUUCCUUGUUAUCAUCUAUUUCUUCAGAUCCAGUUUUAGUAUCUGUUGCAACAUCUUUAACACCAAUAUUAUCGUCUUCAUCGGCAAUUUUAACUUCUCAUGAUACUGAUGUGCCCACUAAUUUAUCAAUGCAACCAGACAUUGAAUCCAAAGAUUUAACUGCCAAUCAAAGAUCCUUAUCAACUUCUGCAUUUCUUAAAAAUGUUUCAUCAGUUGAUAGUACACAUAAUAACAAUAAUAACAAUAAUAAUAACAACAAUAAUAAUGAUACUUUAAUUAAUAUUUUAUCAUCACAUGCAAAUACAGAUACAACAAAUGUUGCUGAUUUAAUUACGUCAAAAAUAACUCCAACAUUUACAUCGUCAUCAUCAUCAUCAUCAUCAUCAGCAUCAUCAUCAAGUAAUAAUCCAAAUACAAUUGCAUUAUUAUCAGAGAGUUUAAAUUUAAGUACAAAACCAGCUGAUGCUGCAUUAAAUAAAUACAAAAUAACAGAUGAUAGAAAAAUAAUUGAAAAAAAUCAAAAUCCAACAGUAAUUCCAAGUGUAUCAUCAACAACAACAACAAUUGAUAUGCCAGUUAAAUCAAAAACACCAGUACCAAAUAUAAUACCAGAUGUUGGUGAUAUGUUGUUAGAUUUUUCAACACCAAAAGAUGUUAAUAAAGUUGCUAUUUCAACAAUAACAGAUAGAGCUAUUAGUUUACAAACACCGGUUAGAAGAAAUACACCACCACCUUUACCAAUAGCACCAUUACCAAUAACAUCACAAUUGCCAACAUCAUCUUUUUCACCCAAUCCAUCAAUCAGUACUAUAUUAAAUACUGUUAAAAGUCCAUCAGAAUCACCACGAUUAAUACCAUCAGCAUCACCGUGUAUCACUGAUGAUGAACUCAUGGACGAGGCACUUGUUGGUCUAGGCAAAUGAAGAUUACUAAAUGUCCUGCGUUUUAAAUGUUACCCAAAAAAAAUAACAUUGGUUUCUACGAAUUAUUGUUAUUUUAGUAACCAGUUUAUUUUAUUUCUAUGAAAUUUAUUUGUAGGUAAAUGAUCAAGUAAAUAUUAUUUUAUUUAUUUUUUUUUGUUUACUACACAAGCAUGUUAGUGUUACAUGUACAAAAUUAUAUAAUGGUUUUGUAAUUAUUAAUUUUUAUUGGGAACAUUUUUACAUGUAAAAAAUUAAGAUCUUUGAAAGAAAAAAAAAAUUUUAAAAAACGCAGGCAAAAUUAGGAAUUUAAUUAAAAGUUAUAUAAUACUCGAAUUUUUAAAGUUUUUUUUUUAAAUACUUUUUAUUUUAAUUAAUUCAUGACUCUGUUGAUUACACUAAAAAAAAAAAUAACAUGUAAAAAAGAACAAGAAAAUGAUUAUUAAUUUAUAUAUAUAUUGUUUUUUUUUUCUUUUUUUAUUUAACAAUUAAUAUGAGUCAAAUUAAAGCUUUUCAUCGUGCUUCCUUUGGACAAUAAUAGAUAUUUUUAUUUACCACAAAUUUGUCAUGAAAGUAAUUGCCUUUAUUUUUUUUUCUCUCAAUCUUCAAUUAUUAGAAAAAUAUUUAUAAAUCAAAAAUAUAUAAAUAAAAAAGACUAUAUACAUGAUAUUGUUAAAAUAUCAAUUUAAAUAAUUAGAAAAUUAAAACAAAAUUCUAGUUCAACAACGCGGGUGUGGAGAAGAGAAAUGAAAAACAAAUAUAGAGCUUGAGCAAGAAUUAACAUAAAUAAAAGAAAGUUCAAAUAACAAAGAACAAAAUUAAAUUAAAUUAAUUAUUAAUAAUUAAAGUUUGAUUUAAAAAAAAAUUGUUCAAUUGUUACAAUUUUUCAAGUAACGACAACAAAUUGAUUUAUAACGAAACAAAUAUACUUGAAUAAUUUGUAUAGUUAAAAUUAAAUCAAUCAGACAACAAUUAAUAAAUUAAAUUGAAUAAAAAACUAAUAAAUGCGAGAACUAUAUACAUGUAUAUAUUCUGUAUGCAAAUAAUCAUGUUGUAUAAUUAUCUUUUCUCACAAUUGA